Messenger RNA from Botrytis porri, 1229 nucleotides. RefSeq lists its product as uncharacterized. The coding region runs from base 209 to 958 and encodes 249 amino acids. The record is from RefSeq and is a predicted model, not a curated record. Gene Ontology annotation, molecular function: hydrolase activity. The transcript is spliced from 4 exons. NCBI's taxonomy places the organism in Eukaryota, Fungi, Ascomycota, Leotiomycetes, Helotiales, Sclerotiniaceae.
UUCGUCGUUUCACCCCACCUCUGUCUCUCACAUCUCAGUCUUACUCGCCGCGCCGAUACCUUCAUGUCAGCAUGAACUCCACCUCAACAACGUUAUACGUACGAGCUAUCCCGUGAUUCCAAUCGCGAGGAACUCAUAAAUGUAAGACUAGCCGGCACUUUCCAGCAGAUACAUCUAAGUUUCUUCCAUUCCCAUUCAUAAAAUAACAAUGCAAUCAAUCAACGGCCACAGCGCCGCGUGCUGCAAUAUCCCACCGGUCGUUUCGAAAGGAUACACUCCUAAAGGUACCUACGAAACCAUCGGCGGUCUCAAAACUUAUGUUUCAGGGCCGCCAUCUGCAAAGAAAGCCAUACUAGUCAUCUACGAUAUCUUUGGAUUCUAUCCACAAACCAUUCAAGGAGCAGAUAUACUAGCUCAAGGAUCGGGGGAGGAAUAUCAAGUCUUCAUACCGGAUUUCUUUGAAGGACAACCGGCGAAGAUGGAGUGGUAUCCGCCUGUGACUGACGAACAAAUGAAAUCACUUAUGGAUUGGUUUGCUUCGAGGAAACCAAAUAUUGCAAUUCAGAGGAUUCCGAGUAUUUUGCAGAAUAUUGAAGAGAAAUAUGGAGAGAAAAGUUGGGGUGCUGUGGGGUACUGCUGGGGCGGAAAAGUCAUCGCCAUAACAUCCGGUCCAAAUAGUCCAUGGAAAGUAUCAGCUCAAUUGCAUCCCGGUAUGAUGGACGUAGAAGACGCGGGGAAGAUUACAAUUCCUCACGUGGUGUUGGCGUCGGAGGAGGAAAGGAAAGAUAUGCAUGCUUAUGAGAAAGAGUUGAAGGUGGAGGAAAAAUAUGUUGAGACGUUUGAGGAUCAGGUACAUGGAUUUUUGAGCGCGAGAGCGGAUUUGGAAGAUGAGGUGAAGCGGAGGGAAUAUGAGAGGGCUUAUGGGGUUUUGGUGGAGUGGUUUGGAAAGUUUUUGUAGUUGGAGUCUGGUGCAUCUCGGUCGAAUAGAGGAAAACUUUAUAGUUUUGUUCACCGAGACUCGGAAUGUUAUGUUCGAAUUUUUAUUUCUUAUGGAUGCCAAUGCUUUGUCUUGAAAUCCUUGAAGAAAUGUGUUCAGAAUAUGUAGGAAAUUAUUUUCAGAAAUCAUUUGUGAAAAUGCUUCAUGGUUCAAAUAAAUCGAUUCUUACUAGAAGAGAGCAAGCUCACCGGGAGUCACUUCGAUGGAAAACGGCCGUGCACUAGCGUCAUUC